AUGCCGACGACGACGGCGCCGAUGGCGAGGCCCGUGAGGGCGUUGCGGACCUUCAGCCCCCGGGUGAGCACGACCUGGACGGGCCUCGAAGCAGGUCGAAAGGGAGCCCCGGGAGCCCGCGCCGCCUCCCCCGCCUGCCGGGCGCUGGGCCCGGCCUCCCCCGAGGAGCCGCCGCCGCUACCUCCCUGCGACAUCUUGCCUGGCUGGAACUCUCGCGAGAGUCCGGGCGAGGGCGCGGCGGCCGAGACCUGGCGCGACGCGGCCCUGGCGGACGCUCCUCCCGCCAUCUUGGGCGAGGGCAAGCGGCCUUGUGGCGCGAGCGAGGCCCGACUCGAGUUGUAUAGUAUUGUCAUUUCGGGGGGAGAACGCGGCAUCGUGCUGUCGUUUCUUGCCAUUCGAGGUGCCGGAAGCACUCUUGAGAUGGGUUUGCCAGCACAGGUGGUGGCCAGGUACCAACACUCAGAGCCUGUCUUUGGGGCGGUGGCCCCAGAGCUCCUUCAAGAUGUUCUGCUGCAAAUGGCCAAGGAGAAUGAACAGGAUUUACGAGAGCUGUGUGACGAGACGGGCUGCUUCAAGGAGACACAGAUAGUGGAUUUUGUGUUUCUUUUGUCUGAAAAAUGGGGCCUGCCUGAAUUUGCAAGAUACCAAGCGAUUGAAAUAUUUGAAAGGUUCAUGCUCACACUUACUCAGCAGUUCUCCUUUUCCACUGGAGCAGAGCAGGAAGAAAGCAACUGUGUCUUGGCGAGACAGCAGAUUGUCGACACAUGUGUGCUGCGCUUGGUCUCCUGCAUCCAGCUAGCCAGCAAACUUUCCUUCCACUACAGCAUAGUCAACAACGCUGUGGUCCUGAAGUUCCUGCAGUCUAUGGGCUUCUCCUAUACUACCGAGGACUUGCUGGAAUCAGAACUGGGUAUUCUGAAGGCUCUGCAUUUCCAGAUCAAUGUUCCGACCCCUUUAGCUUACAUUGAGAUGCUUUUGGAGGUUUUAGGGUAUAACGGCUGCUUACUUCCCAUGGAACAGAUGCAUGCCAUGUGCCGACAUCUGCUGUCUUUAACAUACCUCCUGCGCGUCAGCGUCUACAGUACCCUGCUGAAGGCUUCAAUUGAAAACACAUCACCAAAUAAACUCCAGCUAGCCAAGUUUGCGGCAGUGAAAGAAGAUCUGAUGCUGUUGGCGGUGGGAAUCAUCGGAGCCAGCGCUUUUCUGUUCCACACCGAGGACUGGAACCAGGUUGCAGAGAACCUCAGCGACACCACCGGCAUCAGCAUGCGAAGCAUUGUCGAGAUAGUCGAUGCAAUCUUGAAGCACAGCAUUGGCCAUGCUGUGGACGAUGGCUAA
Molecule: messenger RNA, 1338 nt
Organism: Gekko japonicus
Lineage: Eukaryota; Metazoa; Chordata; Lepidosauria; Squamata; Gekkonidae
Gene: CNTD1
Product: cyclin N-terminal domain containing 1
Exons: 8
Coding region: 1-1338 (445 amino acids)
Biological process (GO): reciprocal meiotic recombination
Cellular component (GO): site of double-strand break
Source: RefSeq, a predicted model, not a curated record